UUUACUAAUGCGGAUCAAAAAGAACUAGAAAGUUUGUUAGCAUGUGGGUUUUAUUCUGCCGGUAUUUUGUUUAAUAUUUUGAAAAAUGAAGAUAUAAAAGCUUUUUUUUCAAGAGCAUUACUAUAUUUUAAAUUACCUACAUGUUAUUCUCUUUCAAACUCUCUUCUUACUAAAGAAUAUUCUGGUCUAAAUACUGUUAUUAAUUACUUACUUAAUAAAACACAAUUUUUAUGUCUUGUAAUGGAUGGUUGGUUAAAUAUUCGUAAGAAUUCUAUUAUUAAUUAUAUGAUUACAACUUCUAAACCGCUUUUUUACAAAUCAGUACAUAUGAAAAAAGAUCACUAUACUGCACAAAACAUUGCAGAAGGAAUAAAUAAAGUUAUACAAGAGCUUGGUGCUAACAA
Dentiscutata heterogama is the source of this 404-nucleotide messenger RNA. NCBI's taxonomy places the organism in Eukaryota, Fungi, Glomeromycota, Glomeromycetes, Diversisporales, Gigasporaceae. The record is from the annotation of a GenBank genome assembly.